GCUUCAAGUCGUAAUUUCUGUUCCAGAAUGUGGACCAUAAAAUGAAAUACCGCUCAAAAAAAGGCCAACUCCCCUUCGUGGAGAUAAAUGGCGAGGAGAUCGCCGACAGUACAAUCAUCAUCAAAGAGCUUUCGCAAAAGUUCGGACACGAUCUCGAUGCUGCUCUCACUCCCGAACAAAGGAAUAUCGCUCACGCCUCCAUCUCCAUGGUCGAAAACCACCUCGCAUGGGUGGUGAUGUGGUGGCGUACCAAAUAUCCAGAACUAGUGCUCAAAGGAUACAAAGUUAAUUUGCAACACGCCCUAGGCACGAGGAUACCCAACGGAAUCCUCAACUUUUUCUUCAAAUUCGCGUUCGGGAGGAAGUGGUUCCAGGGUUCCAAGAAGGUUAAGGCUCAAGGUAUAGGAGUCCAUUCAGCCGAAGAAAUCAACGCUUUUGGUCAAGGAGAUCUCAAAGUGCUCUCUGACAUGUUAGCAGAUAAACCGUUCUUCUUCGGCGAUGAACCAACAACUCUGGAUGUAGUCGUAUUUGCACAACUAGCCCAAAUUUACUUUAUUGAUAAAGAAGUUAGUUACGCAUUGCGCGAUUACAUGACAGAGUCGUGUCCGAAUCUAGUUGGCUUGGUGAAUCGUAUGAAAGAGAGAUGUUUCCCAGAUUGGGACGAUAUUUGCACCACUUUGGAUCUAAAUUCGCAUCUGCCCAAACCAGAAGAGGGGAAGGACAACAAAGAGGGGGGAAAGGACGAGAAAGAAGGAGACCAAGAGAAGGAACCCGACGAUAAAGACAUAGAAAAAGAAAAGGCUGACGAGAAGGAGAAAGAUAAGGGGAAGGAGAAAGAAACGGAGGAGAAUAAGGAGAAAGAAACAAAAUAAAGAGACUGAGUCUCCAAAGCCCACUGCCGAGGCAAGUAUCCCCUUUCCCUCCCCUCACUUAACCCUUUGUCUCUCUUUUUUCAUUUAUAUCUCGACUACGUGCAACCAUCUAGUUUUAAGACUUGUAACACUUGAAAAUAUGAAAUUAUUCUCUUGUCAACGAUUUAUUUAUGUAGUUUUUUUUAUCUAUUAUAGAGGACAGUUUUAUCGAUAAAAUAUAUUCAUUGCUAGUUAAGAAUACUUGUUUGUAUAAAUUUUGGCUAGGUUUUUUAUUGUAAGCAAUUGUAUGUCUGAAAGACUUUGGGAAGCAUGACAUGGAUUAGGAAGAUAUGACGACGAUGUGGCAUGCUUUUUGAAGUCUGUCCAUGUUAGUGCAGUCUUAAUGUAAGAGUAUAACCCAAUUAGUAGUGCAUUUAUUCAUUGUAUUCAUUCCACAUUUUAACAUUGCAUCACGUCAAAAUUAACAUAGCUUGACUGUAGAUUUUUGUAUUUUUUUAUUGGAUCAUUUUUAAGAUAACAAAAAAUUGAAGAUUCGACAACUUGUGUGUGAAGCUCAAUAGAUGGACUAGCAUGUUAAAAAUAUAUUUUAGAUUUUAUUAUAAGUUUAUUUGAACUUACAACUGUGUUGUAUGCUAUAUUACAAUUUAAAUAAAUAAAUUGGUAUUUUAAGUUGCU
Tribolium madens (black flour beetle) is the source of this 1547-nucleotide messenger RNA. It is a transcript of the gene fax, whose product is annotated as failed axon connections. NCBI's taxonomy places the organism in Eukaryota, Metazoa, Arthropoda, Insecta, Coleoptera, Tenebrionidae. The coding region runs from base 42 to 872 and encodes 276 amino acids. The transcript has 4 exons. The record is from RefSeq and is a predicted model, not a curated record. Gene Ontology annotation, cellular component: cytoplasm.